AUGGAUGGAAGGUACAGCCUCAUGUCUAUUACAAAACACGAGACAUCAAAAAUCUUAAAGUUUUCAUGGAUUAUUGUUCUGUGUGCAUCAUUUUUUGGUUUAUGUUUUUAUGUCAAAGGAUGUUACGAGAAGUUAACAACAAAUCCUGAAAUUUUGGUCAAUGAAAAGCACAUUCCAAGUUUUGACAUUCCAUUUCCAGCAAUAACGAUUUGCUCCCCAUUGAAUAUAAAGAUGGAAUAUUCAAAUUUAUCAAUAAUUCGUGAAGAUGUCAAGCAAAAUAAGAUUUUAAGUUCUGAAGCUGAAACAAUGCUAGCUAGAUCAGCUCACGUCUGUCAGACUGAUUUUCUUCAUUUUGAGAAGAUAUCCAGUAAUAAAAGUUACAAUGAGGAUAUAUUAAAUACAUUAAAUGCUCAAUCCUAUCAAAUAAAUGAUGAAUUCGUAAAAUGUGCUGUAGAUGAAAUUCCUCAUAAAUGUGAAAAUGUUUUUAUUCAGUCAAUGACAGAAUAUGGAUAUUGCUAUACGUUUAAUAUGGUUGGAUAUAAUUCAAUGUUUCAAGGUAAUUUAGCAUCAGAAUAUGACAUUUAUAAACGCAAGAAAAUCGCAAAAACAUGGUCAAAAACUACAGACCUAGAAUUUCAUGAUGACGACGAAGAUGCUGAAGAUUUGACUUUUUCAAUCGAUGAAGGAUACUUGAAAGAAAGCUAUGACAUUCAACCAUUAAGAGCAGCAAAGCUACAAAGUCUCAUGUUUGCUUUAAAAAUUAAGAAAAUCGAUGUCCCAAAUAUUUGUGAAUAUCAUCCUUUAACAUAUUUUGUGUACCUUCAUCUCCCAGUCAAUAUUCCAUCUCAUAUGAGUCAUUUUACAGUUGCUCAACUUAAUACAUAUAAAAUUAGUCAAAUAUCGGCUGCGAUGAAAACUCUUGAUGAAUCUAUGAAGGACUUUUCACCUGAAAAGCGACGCUGUUACUUUGAAAAUGAAAGAAAAUUGCAAUUUUUCAAAACUUAUUCGAAAAGAAAAUGUGAAUUUGAAUGCAUGAGAAACUUUACUUUGACACAAUGCGGCUGUGUCAAAUUGUCAUUGCUGAGAACUGAUGAAGAUAAGUUAUGUGAUGCACGAAGCUUAGCAUGUUAUAAAGCAAUUUCAAAAAGCUGGCCAAAUAGCUACUAUAAAAAUCGAAAAAUCAAGAGAGAUGUUAUUGAUUUUCCUUGCUACUGCUUACCUCAAUGCACGCAAAUCAAAUAUGAGAUUGUGAACGAGCAUACACGUGAUAUUAAAUUAUCUGACUUUAAUUCCAGUGAUGAAUUUAUCUAUACGAAGAUGUCGAUUAUCUUUAUUGACUCAGAAAUCAUCGAAACAACAAAUUAUGUUACUUAUAGGGUCCAGAAUUUCAUCUCUGAUAUUGGUGGACUUGCUGGAUUAUUUUUAGGAUUUUCACUUCUGUCGUUGUUUGAAAUAAUUCUUGGAAUAAUGAGUCUAUGCAAAAAAAUGUUGAGAAGAUUGAGACGUAAGAAGAAUGACAGGAUUGGAAGCAUUCAAAAAUUAAGAAUACCUCAAGAAAUACUAAAAAGCAGACCAAGAAUAAGAAUUGUGGAUGAAAAAUCAAUAAAUCAGGAUCAAAAAUUAAAAAAAUCUGAAAUUGAAUUAAAAUAUGAUCGAUACAUAUACAAUAAGUGGUGA
This is a messenger RNA of Chironomus riparius, 1677 nucleotides long. The record is from the annotation of a GenBank genome assembly. NCBI's taxonomy places the organism in Eukaryota, Metazoa, Arthropoda, Insecta, Diptera, Chironomidae.